Molecule: messenger RNA, 486 nt
Organism: Caenorhabditis remanei
Lineage: Eukaryota; Metazoa; Nematoda; Chromadorea; Rhabditida; Rhabditidae
Exons: 3
Coding region: 1-486 (161 amino acids)
Source: RefSeq, a predicted model, not a curated record
AUGACUGCUUUGGAAAAGCGGGUGGAGGUUUUGACGAGAGAGUGCGCCACCUUCAAACGGGGAUACGAGAGAGAGGUGGUAUCGUUGAAAGAAAAGCAAAGAGUCAUGGAAAGGAAGAGAACAGCCAUGGAAAGAAACCUGGGGACAGUGAUGGUCCAGAAUGCAGGCUUACGGCACACAAUUCGAACGCAACAGGAGCAACUGGAAUGGUUUAGGGCAGAUAUCGAAGGAAGAGAAGCAAGUAGACAGUGCAUGCUGUGUCUUCGGGCAUACAAUGCCGAAGUUCUGCCCAAAACACUACGCUGCGGCCAUUCGUGUUGUGAGGAGUGUAUCGGUCGAAUCACGGUCAAGCACCGAGAGGACUCCUUUGCGGUGUGUACCGAAUGCCGGCGUUGGCACUUUGUCUCGGCUGUGGCGGGAUUCCCAACGUCGAUAAGCAUGAUCCCCGGCUACAUUCCACCACCACCACCACAUCUUCAGCUCUGA